Molecule: messenger RNA, 1086 nt
Organism: Sugiyamaella lignohabitans
Lineage: Eukaryota; Fungi; Ascomycota; Dipodascomycetes; Dipodascales; Trichomonascaceae
Exons: 1
Coding region: 1-1086 (361 amino acids)
Source: RefSeq, a predicted model, not a curated record
AUGCUGUCUAAUAAACUGGGAAGAAAAUCUGUUAGCUCCUCGAAUGAACCUUCUCACAAUCCAACACCUACUAUCAAAAUUAAACAAGAAUUGAUCCAAGAACCGAAUACAAGACAUAUUGAACGUCAAUCAUAUAUGGUGAAACUAUAUGUGCCAAAAAUAUUUACCAGUAAAUCUACUAGAAGAAGGCACAUUGUGUACAGCGAUGACGAUGAGGAUGAAGACUACCAGGACAAAGAAUAUAAAGAUGAAGAGUAUCAAGAUAAGGAAGAUGUUGAUAUGGACCACUGUGACGACAGUGAACUAAAACUGCCUGGUUCUAAAUCUGCGAGUAGAGGUGGUUCAAACUCGAAUUUGCAAACUAUGGCGAGACUUGAAACAAGACAUGAAAGCAAGGACUCGGUAAGCUCACUUUCCUCAGUCAUCAGUUCUAUACCCAGCUCAUUUUCCGACUCAGAGGGCAUUCCAUUGCUUCUGCGUCAUACAAAUCUUAUGGCACAAAAUCCAGACUCAAGAUCAUGUUCGAGUUCUCGUAACUCAUUGCCGAAUCCUCCCCCUAGUGCCGGGUAUGCCGAUGCCCACACCACUUCUCUUCAGCUUUCUAUCACUCCUUCAUAUGAUUCUAGCGUCACUAAAGGAAGAUAUAAAAUUACAGCCCAAAACUCGAAAGGAUCAAAUCCGUUACCGUCACCACCGCUACCACUACCAAGCCGACACCCCCCUGGACCACCGCCAAAUAAGCUACAACAACCAACAACUGUCGAAGAAAUUAUCAAAGAUCCAUUAACUACAAAACAAUUGAAACUAUACGAAAAGUUUCUUAAAAGCGAGUCAUUACAUAGAAAUAAUCAGAUCAGAAAUGGAAUGACUAAGAAAUUUCCUCUUGGGUCACGCAUUUUUUUCGGUCACCCUCGAACCGUCUCAAAGCAACAGGUCUGGCAAUUAUUUUAUAGAAAUGGGCGUAUUUUUGAAAUCUUCCAUGACUUAGACCACUCGCUCAUCCAAUAUUCUACUCGAGGUGAUGGAGACCGCGCCAUUCUUCAAGUCGGAGACUUGACUUUUAGAGGUGAACCUAUUGGUAUGUAA